Molecule: messenger RNA, 1650 nt
Organism: Schizosaccharomyces cryophilus OY26
Lineage: Eukaryota; Fungi; Ascomycota; Schizosaccharomycetes; Schizosaccharomycetales; Schizosaccharomycetaceae
Product: DNA primase large subunit Spp2
Exons: 4
Coding region: 37-1419 (460 amino acids)
Biological process (GO): DNA replication, synthesis of primer
Cellular component (GO): alpha DNA polymerase:primase complex
Source: RefSeq, a predicted model, not a curated record
CAAUCGCAAGUCCGAAAAUUUACCAGUCAGGCUACCAUGUUUCGAAGCACAAAAAGCAGGGCGGUAGAAAGAAACAGAAAUUUUGCAAGAGAUGUACCAGCAAACGUUAGUUACCCUACACGAUUAAAUUUUUACUUGAAUCCACCCCAUGAGGAAAUCAGUAUAGAAGAGUUUGAAACAUGGGCAAUUGAUCGACUUUAUGUAUUAGGCGAAAUUGAGUCAGCCCUUUUCCGGAAUAAGACGAAAAAGGAACUGGAUAUGAUUAUUAAACGCGUCGUUGAUAAACACUUGCCCAUGAGCAGUAAUAUGGCUAGAGUCGUCAAAGGAGCGGGCCUAGACGAAGAACGUAGGAAGGACCAUUAUUCUCAUUUCAUUUUGCGACUUGCAUUCAGUAGAUCAGAGGAAUUAAGAUAUCGAUUUCUUCGUGCUGAAUCUGCUCUCUUUAAAUAUAGAUUUAUCAAUGAAGAAACAAGAGAGCGCCAAUAUUUUGUUGACAGCCUUAAUUUUCAAUGGAAUGCAGUUUCUAAAGAAGAGAAAAGCCAGUUUUUGAGUAAAAUCCAAGCCGCGUGCCAACGAAACGUGGAAAACGAAUCUUUUUUUAAAGUACCCUUUAUAAAAGUACCUGACUUGGUGGAACGAAGAGCUGUCUUUGUUCACAAAGGUUUUGCAUAUGUACCUUUUUCAGAACAGAUAAGUAUCGUGAUAGAGGAAUUUGAGAAAAAUCUAAAAUCAUCUCUUGAAAAUACAGCAAAAGCUUUACCGCGGUUAGAUGAAGAUGAUCGUCUUUUGCCUAUUUUAAAUCAUCUCAGUAAAGGAUUUGUAGCACCAGAGCUAUCUGUCGCUGCAGCUAAACCUGGUGAAGUUACAGCAGACCAGGUUGAUAGUCUUGUCCCUCAUUUUCCCUUGUGUGCCAGGCAUCUUCACAAUGUUUUGAGGAAAGAAAAACACCUCCGCCAUUUUAGCCGUCUUCAGUAUGGCCUUUUCUUAAAGGACAUUGGCCUAUCUGUUGAGGAGGCUCUGAUUUUCUGGAAAAGUAGCUUCUCUAAUACUAACGAUGACAAAUUCAAUAAGGAGUAUCGUUACAAUAUUCGCCAUUCUUAUGGUUUAGAGGGUAACAGAAAAAAUUACAAGGGUUAUAGCUGUCAGCAAAUUUUGACAGGACCCCAAUUGGGACCUGGCGAUGCUCAUGGUUGUCCCUAUAGAACUUACUCACUCGAUAAUCUUGUCACGGCUUUAAGUACAAUGGGUAUAGCACCAGAUUCGUCUGGUUGCCGGGAAGUAGUCGAUGCUGUAAAAGGUCGACAUUAUCAUAUCGCAUGUACACGUGUCUUUGAGUUAACUCAUCCUCAGAAGGGUACUUUAGAAGAAAGCAUUCACCACCCUUUGCAAUAUUAUCAGCUCAGCACAGAACAUCAGUAAAGGCCUGAUGUAAAAAAACCUAAGCAUUUAAUGAAACUAAAAAAGGGGAUAUGGAAUAGCAACUACUGCUUUUACAACCGUCCGUUCGUUUAAUCUUACUUUUAACUUCCACCUUUAGUGGCCACACUGUUAACAAUUUACGUUCUCAUAACCUACAAAUUGAUUAUAUUACAAGCUUAUAUAUAUUGUAUAUAUUGAUAAUAAUCAUCUAGAAUAAAUCGUAGCAAGCCG